UACUCAAAAUGGAUUAUUUUAUUAAGUAAAUUUGGAUGCCAAAACAAUCGGCCUUCAGCAUGAUGCUAGGACGUAAGCAAAGCCUAAAAGGGGAACCGGUGUUGGCAGACUAUGGACCGGAGGAAUCAUUGAACGAGAGCGCUGACAUUGAAUGGGUAAAUAAGCUAUGGGUACGACGUGUGAUGCGCUUUUGUGCACUUGUCAGUCUGGUUUCAGUUAGUUUAAAUACACCGAAAACGUUGGAGAAACAUCCGAUUUUACCAUAUGUUACAUUUGGUUGCGAUACAACUGUUACGUUCUUAUUUACAGCGGAAAUGAUUGCGAAGAUGCACAUUCGGGGUAUUUUGAAGGGUGAUGCACCAUAUUUAAAAGAUCAUUGGUGUCAAUUCGAUGCCAGUAUGGUAUUCUUUUUAUGGGUUUCAGUUAUUUUACAAAUCUUUGAAAUGUUAGGAAUUGUGCCACGAUUUAGUUAUCUAUCCAUAUUACGUUCACCACGGCCAUUAAUUAUGAUACGAUUUUUACGUGUAUUUUUGAAAUUUUCUAUGCCAAAAUCACGUAUUAAUCAAAUUUUUAAGCGUUCGAGUCAACAAAUCUAUAACGUAACAUUAUUUUUCUUAUUUUUUAUGUCACUUUAUGGAUUAUUAGGUGUUCAAUUUUUUGGAGAGUUAAAAAAUCAUUGCGUCUUGAAUACAACAGAUCCGAAUUACAUAACGAUAAAUAGCUUAGCAAUACCUGAUACAUUUUGUUCAAUGGAUCCAAAUUCAGGAUAUCAAUGCCCCGAAGGAAUGAAAUGUAUGAAAUUAGAAUUAUCACGUUAUAUAAUGGGUUUUAAUGGAUUCGAUGAAUUUGCUACGAGUAUUUUUACGGUUUAUCAAGCAGCGUCACAAGAAGGCUGGGUAUUUAUAAUGUACAGGGCAAUUGAUUCGUUACCAGGAUGGCGUGCUGUCCUAUAUUUCAGUACAAUGAUUUUCUUCUUAGCAUGGCUUGUGAAGAAUGUAUUUAUUGCUGUAAUUACUGAAACAUUUAAUGAAAUACGUGUGCAGUUCCAACAAAUGUGGGGUGUGCGUGGACAUAUACAAAGCAGUACUGCAUCACAGAUUUUAACAGGUGACGAUACCGGUUGGAAAUUAGUUACAAUCGAUGAAAAUAAACACGGUGGUAUGGCCCCAGAAAUAUGCCAUAAUAUUUUACGUUCACCACAUUUCCGUUUAAUUGUAAUGGUCAUAAUAUUGGCAAAUGGUAUUGUAACCGCAUCGAUGCAUUUUAAACAUGAUGGCCGACCAAGACAUGUUUUCUAUGAGAAAUAUUACUAUAUUGAAGUAGUCUUUACAAUAUUUUUGGAUUUGGAAACGCUGUUUAAAAUGUGGUGUUUAGGAUGGCGUGGCUAUUAUAAACAUUCGAUACAUAAAUUUGAACUGUUGUUGGCGAUUGGGACAACAGUUCAUAUUAUUCCAAGUUUUUAUUUGUCUGUAUUUACAUAUUUUCAAGUAUUGAGAGUGGUUCGAUUGAUAAAAGCAUCACCAUUAUUAGAAGAUUUCGUUUAUAAAAUUUUUGGUCCUGGUAAAAAAUUAGGCAGUUUAAUUAUAUUCACAAUGUGUUUAUUGAUUAUAUCAUCAAGUAUAUCAAUGCAAUUAUUCUGUUUCUUAUGUGAUUUUACAAAAUUCGAAAGUUUUCCCGAAGCAUUUAUGUCUAUGUUCCAAAUUCUAACGCAAGAAGCAUGGGUUGAAGUUAUGGAUGAAACUAUGUUACGUACCCAAGAGACCUUAGCACCAUUGGUUGCAAUUUAUUUUAUUUUGUACCAUUUAUUUGUCACACUAAUUGUGCUCAGUUUGUUCGUGGCAGUAAUUUUAGAUAAUUUGGAAUUGGAUGAAGACAUCAAGAAAUUAAAACAAUUGAAAUUUCGUGAGCAAAGUGCAGAAAUUAAGGAAACAUUACCAUUUCGAUUACGAAUCUUUGAGAAAUUUCCAGAUAGUCCACAAAUGACCUCUCUACAUCAUGUUCCGUCUGAUUUCACUUUACCAAAGGUUCGAGAAAGUUUCAUGCGUCAAUUUGUUUACGAAGUAGAAGACGAUGAAUCCGCUGAUGGUGUUAGUAAAAAGCUGAGCGAGGAAAUUUUUGAUUCAAAGGUUGUUUAUCGAAAACAAAAGCCUUUUAAAAUGAUUAACGAUUUACCAAAAGUACGAAGUGCGCCUACGAAAUUACGAAAAGCUGUUAUUACUCACAUUAUAAAUGAUUCGAAUAAUCAACGUUUAAUGUUGGGUGAUUCUUCAAUGAUUCCAGUACCUGGGGGGAAAGGUCCUUUAAAACCACAAGGUACUAUAAGUAGUGUUAAACAACUUCGAAUAGAUCAGAAAAAAUUUGGUUCACGAUCAAUUCGUAGAAGUGUUCGUAGUGGUUCCAUAAAAUUGAAACAAACUUAUGAACAUUUAAUGGAAAAUGGUGAUAUUGGUGCAAUGAAUCGGGUGAGUUCUGCACGAGCAAGACCACACGAUUUGGAUAUUAAAUUGUUGCAAGCGAAACGACAACAAGCUGAAAUGCGUAGGAACCAACGUGAAGAUGACUUGCGUGAAAAUCAUCCAUUUUUCGAUACACCUUUAUUUGCUGUUCCAAGAGAAAGCAAGUUUCGUAAAAUAUGUCAGCUUAUUGUUUAUGCUCGAUACGAUGCACGUUUAAAAGAUCCAUUAACUGGCAAAGAGCGUAAAGUGCAGUAUAAAAGUUUACAUAAUUUUCUGGGACUAGUAACAUAUUUGGAUUGGGUUAUGAUUACCAUGACAACGUUAUCAUGUUUAUCAAUGAUGUUUGAGACACCAAGUUAUAGAGUCAUGGAGAAUGUUGCUUUACAAGUGGCUGAAUAUGGUUUUGUCAUCUCAAUGAGUUUGGAGCUAGCAUUAAAAAUUUUAGCAGAUGGAUUAUUUUUCACACCAAAAGCGUAUAUUAAGGAUGUUGCGUCUGUCUUAGAUGUUUUCAUUUAUAUUGUGAGUUUGGUAUUUCUGUGUUGGAUGCCACAUCAAGUCCCACCAAAUUCUCCAGCUCAACUCAUAAUGAUUCUACGCUGUGUUCGUCCGUUGAGAAUAUUUACACUAGUGCCACAUAUGCGAAAAGUUGUUUACGAACUGUGUCGAGGUUUCAAAGAAAUUUUAUUGGUAUCCACAUUACUUAUUUUACUAAUGUUCGUAUUCGCCAGCUACGGUGUACAGCUAUAUGGUGGCCGUUUAGCUCGUUGCAAUGACCCAACAAUUAUCCGACGUGAAGAUUGUGUUGGAGUAUUUAUGCGACGUGUAUUUGUCACAAAAAUGAAACUAAAACCAGGUGUAAAUGAGUCUUAUCCAUCAAUGUUAGUUCCAAGAGUAUGGGCAAAUCCACGAAGAUUUAAUUUUGAUAAUAUUUACGAUGCUAUGUUAGCUUUAUUCGAAGUAUUGUCCUUCAAAGGAUGGUUAGAUGUUCGAGAUGUCUUACUGAAGGCACUUGGGCCAGUUCAUGUCAUUUAUAUCCAUGUUUACAUAUUUUUGGGUUGUAUGAUUGGCCUAACGUUAUUCGUCGGUGUUGUAAUUGCUAACUAUUCGGAGAAUAAAGGAACAGCUUUGUUAACUGUUGACCAAAGGCGUUGGUGUGAUUUAAAAAAGCGAUUAAAAAUUGCUCAACCAUUACACCUACCACCGAGGCCGGAUGGAAAAAAGUUUCGUGCAUCGAUCUAUGAUAUAACACAAAAUUUAACUUUUAAACGAAUAAUUGCAGUUAUGGUCCUAAUUAAUAGUAGUCUAUUAGGGGUCUCUUGGAUUAAAGAGGAAGAACAUACUGAACCGUUAGCAUUAAUUAGUACAAUAUUAACAUUGGUAUUUGUAGUGGAAGUUGUUAUGAAAAAUAUUGCAUUUACACCACGCGGUUAUUGGCAAUCGAGACGAAAUCGUUAUGAUUUGCUUGUUACAGUUUUGGGAGUUAUUUGGAUUAUUAUUCAUUCAUCAUUAAAAAAUGAUUUAUCAUAUUUUAUUGGUUUUAUGGUUGUUGUUUUACGAUUCUUCACAAUUACUGGAAAACAUGCCACACUCAAAAUGUUAAUGUUAACCGUAGGAGUUUCAGUAUGUAAAAGUUUCUUUAUUAUUUUUGGAAUGUUUUUAUUGGUAUUCUUUUAUGCCUUGGCUGGUACAAUUCUUUUUGGGACUGUUAAAUAUGGAGAAGGAAUUGGAAGGCGAGCAAAUUUUGAAUCACCUGUUACGGGUGUUGCCAUGUUAUUCCGUAUUGUUACUGGUGAAGAUUGGAAUAAAAUAAUGCAUGAUUGUAUGAUUCAACCGCCAUAUUGUACGCCAGCAGAUAAUUAUUGGGAAACAGAUUGUGGCAAUUUUAGUGGCUCGUUGAUAUACUUUUGUACAUUUUAUGUUAUAAUCACAUAUAUUGUGCUAAAUUUACUCGUGGCUAUUAUCAUGGAGAACUUUUCAUUAUUUUAUUCGAAUGAAGAAGAUGCAUUGCUAUCAUAUGCUGACAUCCGGAACUUUCAAAAUACAUGGAAUGUUGUGGAUAUACAUCAAAGAGGUGUUAUACCUGUUCGUCGCGUGAAAUUUAUUUUAAGAUUAUUAAAAGGAAGGCUUGAAGUUGAUCCACAGAAAGAUCGUCUUCUUUAUAAACAUAUGUGUUACGAAUUGGAAAGAUUACAUAAUGGAGAAGAUGUAACGUUCCACGAUGUUAUCAACAUGUUAUCAUAUCGAUCUGUUGAUAUUCGAAAAGCUUUACAAUUAGAAGAAUUACUUGCAAGAGAAGAGUUUGAAUACAUUAUUGAAGAAGAAGUUGCCAAACAAACAAUUCGAACAUGGCUUGAAGGUUGUUUGAAGAAGAUUCGGGCAACAAAUAAACAACAAAAUAGUUUAAUUGCUGGAUUAAGGGCAACCAAUGAAAUGAAUGUGGCCAAUGUAAAUAAUGAUCAUGUUGAAGAAAAAAAAGAAAGUAGUCUAGAUAGGGAAAGUCUAACUGAUCCAAAGGAAACGCAGGAAGGAAUCCGAUUAAGAAAGAAAACAGCUCCACUUCCACGAUCAGACAGCAUUGGCAGUGGAUCAGGUCGAAAAUAUUUAGCACCAACAUUAUCCGAUCCAGCUACACGACCCGAUAAAGAACGAUUAACAACGAAAAAGAAAAAUAAUCGUACACCAGGAUCGUUACUUGUCAAGCAUUUUUCACUGACGCAGGGUGCACCUUUAUCGGGUUCCGUACAUAAUUCAUUGCAGAAUAUUUCAGAAGCAAUUGUUAAGAACAAUUUACCACAUGUAACAGAAGGUACAGAAGUGCGUACAACAUCCAGCAGAGAGAUACCAGCCAAAGCCACAUUACCAAAAAUGUCGAAUACAUUACAUGAAGUACGCGAUUGGUGGCACGAACAAUUAUCUUAUGCACAUUCUAGUGAUGACGAUUAAAUUCACUUGGUUUUU
Chrysoperla carnea is the source of this 5414-nucleotide messenger RNA. RefSeq names its product sodium leak channel non-selective protein (gene na). NCBI's taxonomy places the organism in Eukaryota, Metazoa, Arthropoda, Insecta, Neuroptera, Chrysopidae. Gene Ontology annotation, cellular component: membrane. The transcript has 26 exons. The coding region runs from base 36 to 5399 and encodes 1787 amino acids. Gene Ontology annotation, biological process: monoatomic ion transport; transmembrane transport. The record is from RefSeq and is a predicted model, not a curated record. Gene Ontology annotation, molecular function: monoatomic cation channel activity.